AUGGAAUCAAAUGAUAUCAACAAAACAAAUCGCUUAAAGAGAUCUAUAUCAACAGAAUCACUUGAAAGAGCCUUGAAGCGAUCAAGACCUUUUCGGAACGAUUCGCCCAAUCCCUCGACAGAAGAGAAGAAAACCCUAUACCCCAAUACAUCACAAGUGCUAAAGCCUGUAUCCAUUUCAACAAGAACAUCAAAUGAAGAAUACCGAAAAAUGAAUGAUAUUCUGUACACAAUUCACAAAGAACGAUUUGGUGACCCAGAACAAAGAGAAAGUUGGUGGAAUAAACAAGAAGAUGUAGAUAUGAUAGAAGAAGACAAUCACCAAUAUAAUGCCAUGAAUUCUGUACUCAAAGAAGCUUUCUUACAACGAAGAAAUGCUUACUAA
Gilbertella persicaria is the source of this 384-nucleotide messenger RNA. RefSeq lists its product as uncharacterized. Lineage: Eukaryota; Fungi; Mucoromycota; Mucoromycetes; Mucorales; Choanephoraceae. Bases 1 to 384 code for a protein of 127 amino acids. The record is from RefSeq and is a predicted model, not a curated record. The transcript is spliced from 2 exons.